This is a messenger RNA of Fragaria vesca subsp. vesca, 960 nucleotides long. RefSeq names its product protein FAR1-RELATED SEQUENCE 5-like. Bases 1 to 960 code for a protein of 319 amino acids. The record is from RefSeq and is a predicted model, not a curated record. Lineage: Eukaryota; Viridiplantae; Streptophyta; Magnoliopsida; Rosales; Rosaceae. The transcript is spliced from 3 exons.
AUGGAACGUGAAUUUCAUACGCCAUCAAACUCAAACAACGUAGCAAUAUCAACACAGGAUGCCGAAGCUACAAAUACUUCUGAUUAUGAAAUAUCUAGCAAAAUGGACUUUGGAAGUGGUAUAGACUUGAAUGGUUUCGUAGAUGUUGAAAAUAAUGAAGUUGGAGGUAGUGAAGAAGAGUCAGAAGUAGUCAGAAGACCAAGUGAAAAUGCUGAAUUAAUUCAUUCCAGAAUGCGUCAAGAAUUGAUCCCUGUAGUUGGUAUAGAGUUUGAAACAGAAAAAGAUGCACUUGCUUUCUACAAUCGAUAUGCAUAUAGAUUUGGUUUCGGUACUAGAUUAAGUAAAGCACAUACAUCCUCCAGUGGCUUAUUGAAGGACAGACUUUUUGUUUGCUCGGCUGAAGGUAAACGUAGAAAAGACAAGCGAAGCGUAAACAUCUCUCUUGCUCAAAAUGUUCAAGCUGAUAUGGCUGAAGAUGCAGGACUCGAUCCAAAGGAAACUCUUGAGCUAUUGAGUCAACAAGCUGGUGGGCGUGAGAAUCUAGGAUUUAUUCCAGAAGAUUAUAAGAACUAUUUACGUUCAAAUCGAACACGAGAAAUGAAGUCAGGGGAUACAGGAGGUGUAUUGGAAUAUCUACAAAGAAUGCAAUCGGAGAAUCCCAGUUUUUCUUAUGCUAUACAAGUUGAUGUGGAUGAUUUGAUAACCAAUAUUUUCUGGGCUGAUGCAAAGAUGAAGGUAGACUAUGAUUACUUUGGUGAUGUAGUAUGUUUUGAUACCACCUACAGGAAAAAUAAAGAAGGAAGACCAUUUGCGAUGUUUGUUGGUGUCAAUAAUCAUAAGCAAACACUCAUAUUUGGUGCUGCGUUGUUAUAUGAUGAGACUGCUGAAACUUUCAUGUGGUUGUUUGAUACUUUUGCAAAUACAAUGUCUGGGAAGGACACCAAAAAGCAUAUUGACUGA